AUGCUUACUGAAAAGUGCUUGGGAUUUUUUUAUUCUGGGCUGUGUCUCUGGGCACCUUUGUUCCUGUCUUUCUUUAAAGUGUCUCAGCAGGGUGAAAGCCAGAGACGCUUGUACAGAGAUCUACUGAGAAACUACAAUCGUCUGGAGCGCCCAGUCAUGAAUGACUCCCAGCCCAUUGUAGUUGAGCUUCAGCUUUCUUUGCUGCAGAUAAUUGAUGUGGAUGAGAAGAAUCAGGUGUUGAUUACAAAUGCUUGGCUGCAGAUGUACUGGGUUGAUAUUUACUUGUCUUGGGAUCAGUACGAAUACCCGGGUGUGCAGAACUUGCGAUUUCCAGCCGACCAGAUUUGGGUACCUGACAUUCUUCUCUAUAACAGUGCGGAUGAAAGAUUCGAUGCAACAUUUCAUACAAAUGUGCUGGUGAAUUACUCUGGAUCCUGCCAAUAUAUUCCUCCAGGCAUUUUGAAGAGCACAUGUUACAUUGAUGUCCGCUGGUUCCCUUUUGAUGUGCAGAAGUGUGAUUUGAAGUUUGGCUCUUGGACUCACAGUGGUUGGCUGAUUGACCUGCAGAUGCUUGAGGCUGAUAUUUCCAACUACAUCUCAAAUGGAGAGUGGGAUUUAGUGGGUGUUCCAGGAAAGAGAAAUGAGUUGUACUAUGAAUGCUGUAAAGAACCAUAUCCAGAUGUGACAUACACCAUCACCAUGCGCCGACGCACUCUCUACUAUGGCUUGAACCUACUGAUUCCCUGUGUUCUCAUAUCUGGCUUGGCACUGCUUGUUUUCCUUUUGCCUGCUGAUUCAGGAGAGAAGAUUUCUUUAGGUAUCACUGUUCUGCUUUCCCUGACUGUAUUCAUGCUGCUUGUGGCUGAGAUCAUGCCUGCAACUUCUGAUUCAGUCCCACUAAUAGCUCAGUAUUUCGCUAGCAUCAUGGUCAUUGUUGGUCUGUCUGUGGUUGUAACAGUGCUGGUUCUGCAGUUUCACCAUCAUGACCCACAAGCAGGAAAGAUGCCCAGAUGGGUCCGUGUCAUUCUACUGAACUGGUGUGCUUGGUUUUUACGUAUGAAAAAACCCGGGGAAAAUAUAAAGCCCCUCUCUUGUAAAUAUAGCUAUUCCAAGCACCAUCCAAGCCUGAAAAAUACAGAGAUGAAUGUCCUACCUGGGCACCAGCCCAGCAAUGGCAAUAUGAUUUAUAGCUACCACACAAUGGAAAAUCCAUGCUGCCCCCAGAACAAUGAUCUGGGUAGCAAGAGUGGAAAGAUUACUUGCCCCUUGCCAGAAGAUAACGAGCAUGUUCAAAAAAAGGCUUUAAUGGAUACCAUCCCAGUGAUUGUGAAGAUACUGGAGGAAGUUCAGUUCAUUGCAAUGCGCUUCAGGAAGCAAGAUGAGGGUGAAGAGAUCUGCAGUGAGUGGAAGUUUGCAGCUGCAGUCAUAGACAGAUUAUGCCUGGUUGCAUUUACCCUUUUUGCCAUCAUUUGCACAUUUACAAUACUCAUGUCUGCUCCCAACUUCAUAGAAGCUGUUUCAAAGGAUUUUACGUAA
Lagopus leucura (white-tailed ptarmigan) is the source of this 1536-nucleotide messenger RNA. Its product is annotated as neuronal acetylcholine receptor subunit alpha-7-like. Gene Ontology annotation, molecular function: transmembrane signaling receptor activity; acetylcholine-gated monoatomic cation-selective channel activity. The coding region runs from base 1 to 1536 and encodes 511 amino acids. The transcript has 10 exons. Gene Ontology annotation, biological process: chemical synaptic transmission; signal transduction; nervous system process. NCBI's taxonomy places the organism in Eukaryota, Metazoa, Chordata, Aves, Galliformes, Phasianidae. Gene Ontology annotation, cellular component: postsynaptic membrane; synapse; neuron projection. The record is from RefSeq and is a predicted model, not a curated record.